GUUUCCUCCUCCUUUUUCUGGUUUAUACAAAAUCCACUCACCAGUAAUCCAUGUCUAAACAAACAGCUGGUAUUCCAGCUUCUAGACUAUAUACAAAACUAAAAAGAAUUGGAAAAGGUGCCUAUGGAUCAGUUUAUAAAGGCAUUAACAACAAAACGAAACAAGUGGUUGCAAUUAAGAUUCUUAACUUGGAUACUGAAGAAGACGAUGUAGUGGAUAUUCAAAAGGAAAUAACCAUGUUAUCUCAAUUAACUCAUGCCAAGUCUCAAAAUAUCACACGUUUUUAUGGCAGUAUUCUUAACGAUACAAAACUUUGGAUUAUUAUGGAUUAUGCAGCAGGUGGAAGCAUUCGUACUAUUAUGAAGGCUGGGAUUCUUGAGGAAAAAUAUAUUUCUAUUAUUGUCCGAGAAGUACUCUUGGCAUUAUCUUAUUUACAUAAGAACUUGAUCAUUCACCGAGAUAUCAAAGCUGCCAAUAUCUUACUGACAGCUGAAGGUGAUGUACAACUAUGUGAUUUUGGUGUUGCAGGUCAAACAUCAGUUAAUCAUUUGAAACGAAAUACUUUUGUUGGUACACCAUAUUGGAUGGCUCCUGAAGUGAUUCGUGAAGGUGCAUCUUACGAUUACAAGGCUGAUAUAUGGUCUCUCGGUAUCACUGUAUAUGAAAUGGCAACAGGCAAUCCUCCAUUGGCUCAUGUUGAUCCUAUGCGUGCUAUUAUCUUAAUUCCAAAAUCAAAACCACCAACUCUAGAUGCUUCUUUUUCUCCUGCCAUACGGGAAUUUGUUGAUCUCUGUUUGUGCGAAGAACCAAGUGAGAGAUGGAAUGCGGAUGAUUUAGCGAAAACGAAAUUCAUCAAGAAUACAAGUAAAACAAACAAAACGAUUCUUCGGGAUAUCAUUACUCGUUAUGAAGAUUGGAAAAAGACAAACGAUGCAAGCAAACGAAAAAGUAUCAUGUCAGAUGACUUGAGCAGUAGGUAAGUCUACAAUCAAUGAAAAAAGAAUUCUCCAACGUAUUUGAUUUUUAUUUUUAUUUUUCUUAGUGAUAGUGAAGACCCAGCCUUGGAUGAAUUUGAAGUUGAUAAUGAUGGAUGGGAAUUUGAUGU
This is a messenger RNA of Halteromyces radiatus, 1105 nucleotides long. RefSeq names its product Pkinase-domain-containing protein. The record is from RefSeq and is a predicted model, not a curated record. Gene Ontology annotation, biological process: protein phosphorylation. Gene Ontology annotation, molecular function: protein kinase activity; ATP binding. Lineage: Eukaryota; Fungi; Mucoromycota; Mucoromycetes; Mucorales; Cunninghamellaceae. The coding region runs from base 51 to 980 and encodes 309 amino acids. The transcript has 7 exons.